Molecule: messenger RNA, 1241 nt
Organism: Drosophila takahashii
Lineage: Eukaryota; Metazoa; Arthropoda; Insecta; Diptera; Drosophilidae
Gene: Coq2
Product: ubiquinone biosynthesis protein COQ2, mitochondrial
Biological process (GO): ubiquinone biosynthetic process
Cellular component (GO): mitochondrial inner membrane
Source: RefSeq, a predicted model, not a curated record
CCCCGCCUCAUAUUGUAUGAUUAAAUGCUGUAAGCCUUCAAGGUGUAAUUCCAAGGCGAGUUGCAAUGUUUGCGCUGAGACACCUGCGACUGCCGAGCGCGCGACACCUUCGCAGCUCUUAUGCGGCGGCGGCAACAACAAAACACAUGCUGCCCCGGCGAACAGCGCGUGUUCUGAUUGGAGAUUUGAGCCCGGGCGACGGGGAUAAGCCACGGAUCCAGGAUAUAUACUCCAGGAGCUCGAGCAGCACUUCCCCUGAACCCGCGAAGCGACUUACGCCGGCGGAGGAACUCCUGGCGGCAGCCAAACCCUACGCCCAACUGAUGCGCAUCGACCGGCCCAUUGGAACCUACCUGCUCUUCUGGCCCUGCGCCUGGAGCAUCGCCCUCAGUGCGGAUGCGGGCUGCUGGCCGGAUCUCACCAUGCUCGGCUUGUUCGGCACGGGGGCACUGAUUAUGCGCGGUGCCGGCUGCACAAUUAACGAUCUCUGGGACAAGGACAUCGAUGCCAAGGUGGAGCGGACGAGGAUGCGACCCUUGGCCUCCGGUCAAAUCAGCCAGUUCGAUGCCAUAGUCUUCCUCUCGGCGCAGCUCAGUCUAGGCCUUCUGGUGCUCGUGCAGCUCAACUGGCAGUCUAUAUUGCUGGGCGCCAGUUCGCUGGGCCUGGUCAUCACCUAUCCCCUCAUGAAGAGGGUCACCUACUGGCCCCAGCUGGUCCUGGGCAUGGCCUUCAACUGGGGCGCCCUGCUCGGCUGGUGCGCCACCCAGGGCAGCGUCAACCUGGCCGCCUGCCUGCCGCUUUACCUCUCCGGCGUCUGCUGGACCAUCGUCUACGAUACGAUUUACGCCCACCAGGACAAACUGGAUGAUUUGCAGAUCGGGGUGAAGUCAACCGCUUUGCGAUUUGGCGAGAACACCAAGGUUUGGCUGUCCGGAUUCACCGCUGCCAUGCUGACGGGCCUGUCCACUGCUGGCUGGGCUUGCGAUCAAACUUUGCCUUAUUACGCGGCUGUUGGAAUAGUCGGAGCUCAUCUCGUGCAGCAGAUCUACUCCCUCAACAUUGACAACCCCACCGAUUGUGCCAAGAAGUUCUUGUCGAAUCACCAAGUAGGACUCAUUCUCUUUCUCGGCAUUGUUUUGGGAACCCUCCUAAAAUCAGACGAAACGAAGAAAAAGCGACAGGCGACACUAGCCAGCUCAUAUGUUCCAACACUCCCCCAAAAGCCAGAAGUUAUAAGCUGA